GUUGCGUGAGACGGGAGUGUUGUCAGCAGUCUCCACCCAUUGUUGUAUUUUCCUGUAACUCUGUAUAUUCCCCACAUCUGAAAAUGAGGAAGUGACAGCGUGGUGGCUGAGUGUGACGAGUACAGAGCACACACAUACCCCAUCAUGUAUCGCUAUGGACUGAUUGCUUUUGUCUGUGUCUGGGUAUCAGGUUUUGGAGAAUUACCAGCGCCGGUCAGUCUCACCAUGGAUUCUGUGAACUUCAAGAACAUUUUACGGUGGAACCUGUCCUCUGGCCUGGGUGACGACAAUGUGACAUACAGGGUGCAGUAUAAACAGGAUGUGAUGAAUGCGAAGGUCACCUAUACAGACGUGUGUUUCACUAGUGAGCUAUACUGCGACCUGACGAGGGUUUCAUACAAGUCUUAUUUACGAGUGAGAAUGGAAGUAAAUGACACCGCAGUAUCAGACUGGGCGACGAUACACUUUGACCCCUACACACAAACAAUUAUCGGCCCACCAGAAGUAAAAGUCUCCUCGAGGUCCGGAUAUCUGGAUGUCAGUAUCUAUGGUCCCAGUGUGGAAUCUGAUGGUACUUUAUUCAUGGAUAAAUACUACAAGUUUCUGUACAGAAUAGCAUACUGGAAGGAAUUAGAGCCUGCACAUGUUACAGUCAUCAACACGUCACAAAACAUCCACAUUUUGAACAAAUUAGAUGAAUGGACCACGUACUGUCUUAAAGUCCAAGGGUAUGAAACGGAAUAUGACAGAGCCGGCCAGUUCAGCCCAGUGGUCUGUGCGAAAACCACCAGUGACGGUAGAAUAUCAACAUUGAAAAUAGUGGUGGUGUUCGUUGGAGCUCUGCUCAUUACAACUGCUGUAACCUUAGUCCUCAGCUUUGUCAUAUUCAAGGUAUAUAGGAUGAUACGCUACGUAUUUUACCCAUCAUUUUCCUUUCCACAACAUCUAAAAGAGUAUUUAGGCAAGCCGUUCUAUAGUACUCCAUUCCUGCACACACCACCUAGUGAGGAAUGUGGAGAGUGCAGUGAGCAGCUGACGUUUGUAUCGGAAGCGAAAGACGACAAGGAGCCGACAAGUUAGCACUUUCUGGGAUGGCGAGACCUUUCCCCAUAGCCAAGUGAAUAUCUGAAUGUGAAGAAUGGCCACUAAAGUUUUCAACAAGAUAUACUGUAGGUGGACUGUCUCACACUUGUAUAAAAUAUGUGUUAAAUUAUGUUUUAUUAACUGCAACAAAAUAAUAUUUGUACAUAUGUGUGGAAUGACACUAACCCUAAUGACCUCAGAUGAUGUGUGUCACAGUCAAGGACAUACGUACAGGCAGCCAUUUUGUUGGCGGAACCAGCAUGGAUACAUUAUACAGGCUGACAGUUGUCUAAGAAGCACUGGCAUCACUAAUGUCUGAGGUACUUCCUGUCACUGGUUCCUUUCCUAGUGAAGUCACUCACAUUUAUAUUGGCUAUGGUCUUAAAAUGUCUGCAUAAUUCAGAAUAUCAUGGAGUACAUGUUAACAUCAGUGGCAGUGGGUGAAGCUGCUAGGGGGACAAUUAUUAUCAGAAUGCACUGAAUAUGCACUGUAUGGGUUUCCUGCCACAAUGGUCUUACAUACUCCUAGCAUGUUGAUGCUGCAGGCUGAAUAUUGCAGUAGCCAACAAAAUGGCCGCCUCCACUACUGUAUGUGCAGGCAACAGGUACACUUAAACGGAUUACUUCAGACAAAAAGUCUAUAAUUUAUGAGCUGCACAGUGGGGCUCAUGUACAGUUGGACAUAAAUGUUUUUUGCAAGUUUUUGUCCCUGCAAAAUGCACUUUUUCAGACAGCGCAUAAGUAGUAAAAGGGAAUGCGCUAAAGACGUAUCUCCUCUUUGUGCCUCUCUAUGCUUAGAUAGGAGGAAUGGGGAAGAGAAGGGCUAUGCCUGAGUACAGCCAGAUCCACAAUGAUGAUGAUAAUAAUAAUAAUAAUAAAUAAAAAUAAAUGUAAAACAAAUGUAAACAAGAGCCAUAUUCCCCACCCCCCUCCUCCGCUAAAAAUACAACCAGCACUAGUGCUGAUGACAGCAAAAUUGUGGGGAAGAAAAGCAUGGAGUCCCCACAAUAUUGCCAAUGUCUGCAAUAGGCUUUGCCAGCCAGGACUGGUGGCACUGCAUGAGGAAAACCUGCAGUGUGGGGGUUCCCUGCCAUGUUGCCAGCACUAGGGCUAUUCCCAACGCCCCAGCAUGUGUGAAAAUAAGAUUAAAAUAUAAUUAUCACUGUGCACUACAGGUUCCUGCAAGCCCGGGCCACUUUUAAACGGUUGGACAUGCAGGUGCUUGUAGUCAGUGUCAGACUGGGGCAUGAACAGGGCCCCUUUAUAAAGGAGGGGACAGAGGACCACCCACUUUGAUUGGCAGGAGGGUUAAUCUUGGUGUAGCUUCCAUAGAAACAAACCAAGCACCCAAGUUCAUCCAUGAUCCUGCUCCACCGGGGAUUUCCUCUGUGGGCCAGCCCAUCCUCAACUGUUAGUACAACAAGCUCCAGCAUACCCAUGGCUUGCAGAGCAUGCUGGCACUAACAGUUUCUCAACAAAUGAUGUAAAAGAGAAAAAAAACUCACAGAUUUUAUCAUAAAAACAUAAUUUUUACAGAAUUGUCAGCUACCCCACACAACCCUUUUGCCCUCCUAAGUCCAAAGGUCCUGGGAGUUCUUUUCAUUAUGUCCACAAUUCUCGGCUUGGCCCCAAACAUCUUCCCCCCCCCCACACACACACUUAUAACAUUGUCACCUGGUCCUUUACGAAGCCUGAGUGGCAAAGCACUUUUAUUUAUGCAGCGGGGUUUUCCCCUGGCCUGGGUCAGACCAUGGGGUAUCCCCACUAUCGGACACUACAGAGCUUUGCAGGUAGCGUGGGAUACACAUUACAGUGUUUCUUACAUUAUUAGGGUGGCUUACUUCAUUAAUGUGAACAUUUCAUUUUUUCCCCCAAAACUAUACUAUAGCUCACUUUUUAUCUUAAUUGUGGGAAUCGCAUUUAUUAUAUGUGUCACGUUUGUGUGUUUUUAUUGCAUUGGUUGGUUUUUCCAUAUUUAGCAUAUCGGGACAUUAUAGGCCAACCAAUCAGCUCCUAACUGCCAUGUUACAGGCUGUGGGGUCUAUUUACUAAAAGCCUUGUAUGGAGAUUAAGUGGACCGAGAUAAAGUACCAGCCAAUCAGCUCCUAGCUGUUAUUUUUUUAAACACAGAACAUGGGAGUUAAGGAGCUGGUUGGUUGGUUGGUUGUUUAUCUCCGUCCAUUAUAUCUCUCUCCAAGGCUUAGUACAUAUACCCAAAAGUCCCAACCAAUCAGUUCCUUUCAAACACAGCCUAUAACAUGGCAGUUAGGAGCUGAUUGGCUGGUAUUUUCUCUCUCUCCACACUAUCACUCUCUAAAGAUUAGCACAUUUCUCCACUCAUGGCUUGUAAUCAGCAUUUAUUAAUGAUGUAGGCAUGAACAUUUCAGCAAAGCACAGCUCUCCCGGUAAGAGCUGUCCUUUGCGGUGCCGGGACUUCCGGAUUCAGGACCCGGGAGUCCGUCUGCACAUGGCAUUGCCCACCGCAACCAAGCCCCAGAAUGCAUAGCUUGGUGCAUACGCAAAAAGCGGCCAAACCUGGCUUGACCGCAAAAUGAAGUUUGAUGCAUCUCGCCCUGAGAAAUAGAGCGGAGGCUACCACAAGAGGGCGCAUGAUAUCAGAGCAGCCUCUGACGAACUCGACAAUCUGUACUAUACAGAUCCAGUCUUGACAGCUCCUUUUGGCCUUUUUCUGCGUUUUAAAUUUAGCUGAAUCCGAUAUGAUAUUCCAAAGUCAAUCAACAGAGACAAUUUUUGGAUAUCCAGCUGUUGUAGAACUACUAGCCCCAGCAUGACUCUGCCUAGCUGGGCAUGCUGGGAUUUGUUGAUACACAACUGCUGAAGAGCUGGGUUGUCUAAGCCCUCUCUCUCAGGGAAAAGUGGAGGUGUUGCUCAUAGCAACCAAUCAGAUUCUAGCUCUCAUUUAUUUAGAGUGUACUAGACCGCUAGAAUCUGAUUGAUUGCUAUGUUGAUCACUUCCAUUUUCCCCUUUAGUGGUUUUGAUAAUUCUUCUUCCUACGCGUUUUAUAACUAAGGUCAGUGACUCCACGCGUUUUGCAAUGUAAAUAGGAGCCAGAGGAUACCACUGAAAUAAAAUUUUUGCUGCAGUUGUUAAAAAACAAAAAACAGGGACAUUUCUAGGGACAAAUCUUAAAAUCUAGAAUAGUUCCUGGAAAACCAGGACAAUUGCCAACCAUAAUGGGGCACGGCAUUUAUCCAGUAGCAUUGCUGGAUGGCAACUGAUCUUCUAGAACAGGGAUGGGAAACCUUCGGCCCUCCAGCUGUUGUUGAACUACACAUCCCAGCAUGCCCUGCAACAGUUUUAGCAUGGCCAAAUAGAAAAACUGUAGAAAGGCAUGCUGGUAUGUGUAGUUCAACAACAGCUGGAGGGCCGAAGGUUCCCCAUCCCUGUUCUAGAAGGUGCUAGAUAAAUGAUAAGUACAAUCUGAUUGGUUGCUAUGGGCAACAUCUCCACAUGUAAAAACCUUCACUUGAGUAAAUAUACCACCUAGAAUAUGAUAAAGUGUAGUAGUUCCAAAAGGCCCAGCUCAUGUCUACCCGAAAUAAUAUACCAAAAACAAUAUUGAUGUAAUUUUGGACUACCAUCUAGAAAGUCUGGACCACCGGACACUUCCACAAGCAAUGCAUUACAUCUGCAUCAGCAGCGGAGCAUUUAAAACAGUUUGAGUUGAUAGAGACUUCCGUAAGAAAACGUACUUUUGGGGGUUUAGUACGCCCUGUGAAGCAAUUUAUAAUGCAUUUCGGAAUGUGAGGAGACCUUCUGUUUAUUGAGCUCCACACAGAACCCAAUGACCUCCUUCAGGUUGGGUUCGUGUGACCGACGGCGGGAUCCUGGCUUUUAGAUGGCCAGCACGGGGGGGAGGAAGGGGAGGGGGAAUAGUCUCUGUUGGUCGGCAUGCAGGCCGUCGGGCUAUUGAGCAUUCGGGAUCCCGGCGUCGGUCACAUAACCGUCGGUCUCCCGACUGCCGGUCACAUAACCGCAUCCCCCUCCUUCAGAUCCUUCCACGGAAAGGUAGUGUUUAAUUUCGCCAUCCACAUAGUUAGUUUAGUAAGGUCUAACUUCCGCCUAGUGGGAGAGCAAAUGGAUGAGGUAGGGCAUGGGUUUCGGGGGCUCAGUCUCACUGUACAAUCAAAAGAACUAGACAAGCCAGUGGGCGUAAGUUGAGAGAGUAAUUGGGUGAUGUAGCUACGGACUUGGGAAUAAACAAAAAGAGGGACAUAAAGAGGAUACUUCUCUUUAAGCCGGGACAGUGUGAGAACAGCAGAGCAGUCCAUAUUCCGAAAUGGGUUUACUUAUUGAAGUCCCUGGAGGUGCCCACGUAUUUGUCUUGCAGUCUUGAAAAUCUAGAUUAGAUGUUAAUGGGAGAAUUAACGAAUGUGAAGAGUGCAACCCCAUCCAUUUUUGAAGAAUGCGCCAAGUUUACCGGGACGUUGCAAUAAGGGGGUUGCCAGCCAAAUCAGGGGUAGGUGACCAGAAGAAGCAUGAACCAGAUCCAUAUGUGGGCUGAAAGCCUGAUCUAGCUCCUUAGGUGCAUAAUUAUCGUCUCCUUGUGAUCAUCUUAAUGUUAUUUGCAAUAUUAAUUUAUAUUUACGAUUUCUGUAAAAUUUUCUAUAACUUUUUUUAUCAUAUUAAAAGUAUUUUUCAAAACA
Molecule: messenger RNA, 5751 nt
Organism: Pseudophryne corroboree (corroboree frog)
Lineage: Eukaryota; Metazoa; Chordata; Amphibia; Anura; Myobatrachidae
Product: interleukin-10 receptor subunit beta-like
Exons: 7
Coding region: 145-1080 (311 amino acids)
Biological process (GO): blood coagulation; cytokine-mediated signaling pathway
Cellular component (GO): plasma membrane
Molecular function (GO): cytokine receptor activity; protein binding
Source: RefSeq, a predicted model, not a curated record